AUGAGGAACUCCAUCGUAAGGCUAGGCCAAGGCCUGCUCCGCCAGACGCCAAUCGCAGCACCUGCAAGAAGCUUCGGCUCGGUCUCGGCACCCGCUCUCAGCUCGCGAGGGCGUACGUACGUCAAGCAACAGCAGCAGCCCGCUCGUACGGGACUCAAGGACCUGCAUCCUCUGCCCGAGUCGAUGCGCGAGCAGCUCGAAAGCGAUGGUGCGCCGCAAGAGCCAUACACGGCGAGUGGCAACUCGAACGACCCUGCCGUGCAUUCCAGCCGCCCGGCAGCACAGCCAGCCGGAGUGGACGUCGAUCCGAGCGUUGCAGCACCUGGCCUGGUCAACGGCUCGUCUGGCAACGGAAGCAAUGGAUCCAGCUCAUCGUCGGCGACGACUUCGGCACCCUCUAGCAACGUGUCCGAGGAGUGGGGCACCAGCUUUGCAGGCCUCGGCGAGCGCUCGUUCAGCAAGGAAGCGGUCGACGUGCUCAUGGGCCCAAUCAACGAGUCGGAUAUCGAGAUCAAGCCUGACGGCCUCAUCUACCUGCCCGAAAUCAAGUAUCGUCGUAUCUUGAACAGGGCGUUCGGACCAGGCGGCUGGGGCAUGGCUCCGCGCAGCGAGACCAACGUGGGACAAGGCAUCGUGAGCCGCGAGUGGGUGCUCAUCUGCCAGGGACGCUUUGUGGCAACAGCGCGUGGUGAGCAGGAGUUCUUCAAGCCAUCCGGAGUGCCAACAGCGUCGGAGGGAGCCAAGUCGAAUGCGCUCAUGCGAUGCUGCAAGGACCUCGGUGUGUCGUCCGAGCUGUGGGACCCUCGAUUCAUCCGACAGUUCCGCAAGAAGCACUGCCUCGAGGUGUGGGCACAAGACACGGCUGGCAAAAAGAAGAAGCUCUGGCGUCGGAAGGACGACCCGCCCUUCGAGUAUCCGUGGAAGGAGACUGGCACUGCCUAG
This is a messenger RNA of Moesziomyces aphidis, 942 nucleotides long. The record is from the annotation of a GenBank genome assembly. NCBI's taxonomy places the organism in Eukaryota, Fungi, Basidiomycota, Ustilaginomycetes, Ustilaginales, Ustilaginaceae.